Molecule: messenger RNA, 1900 nt
Organism: Hyaloscypha bicolor E
Lineage: Eukaryota; Fungi; Ascomycota; Leotiomycetes; Helotiales; Hyaloscyphaceae
Product: beta-lactamase/transpeptidase-like protein
Exons: 1
Source: RefSeq, a predicted model, not a curated record
GAAAUAUCCGCCCGAGAUUCAUCUUUGGUGAAGCGGACACCAGUUUAUCAAUUUUACAUUGAUGUUACCGCUGUUCAGCAUCAAACAAAUUUCAACAAAUGGUUCGCUGCUGGCUACCGAAUGGUCUCCCUCAAUGUAUAUGAUUUGCCUCCCAAUCACCGUUAUACCGCAGUCUGGGUCCAACGUUCCGGGCCUCGCAAUCCACGAAGCAGAUGCAGCCACCUACCAAACAUGGUUCAAUACCAAUGCCGCCAAUGGUUUUGUCACAACGCUGCUUAGCACUACCGGCACAGCAUCAAACCCCAUCUUUGCCGCCGUAAUGAAGAAGAAUGGGGUGACGAACUGGUAUCAAAGCUGCGGGGUUGUAUGGGCCGAUUGGAAGGUGGGAAUCCAGACCGCGCAGCAAAAUCGAUAUAUUCUUAAAGCCAUCACGGAAUACGGUCCUGGAGGGCAGAAUCAACUCUACUGCACAGUUUACUACUACAAUGAUCAAUACGAUAAGUGGAUGGCAGAGGUACGUGGAGGCGUUGAUAACUUCCAAACAGUCUUCAACAGCGAAGUCAUCAAGCCUUUCUGGCGUCCAUAUGCACUCUCCAUGGGAGAAAAUCAAUGGGUCGAAUCCGCUUUCACAGACACCGACGUCGGAUCGUGGGUUUGUCACUACGGCAUGACAGCCUCACAACUUGCAGCCCAAAAUGCUACCCAAAAAGCAGCCGGAAGAUUCCCAAUUCAUGUCUUGGGAGGAGGAACAGGCUCUUCGACUCUUUUCGCGGCCAUAUUUGCUGAACACGACAUCCCCACACCUAGAAGCUGGUGGGCAACCGGCAGCACAAUCGGAUUCCAAAACAACGCAGUGGCUCAAGCAGCAGCUGAUUCCAUGAUGCAGUCAUUCAUGCAGAAGACUGGCGUUCGCCAAGCUCAGUUCGCUGUCGGCAAAGCUGGAAAUAUCUUGCUUGAAAGAGCCUACUCGUGGAGCGAAGCAACUCGGCAUACUACACUUCCAACAGAUGUUUUCCUCAUGGCCAACCUUUCCCAAAUCUACCUUUCGGCGGCGAUUCAAUUUCUCUACGACUCAAAUCAGCUCUCUCCCACGACGAAAGUCUACCCCUUACUCGGAAUCACAAAUACCCCCGAUCCCCGCCUCCAAGACGUCACUGUCGCUCAACUGCUCGCACACCAAGGCGGUACUGACCUGCACGACUACGAUGGCAGUAACCUCGGUUAUGGUGACGUUGCCUACGAUAUCUCCUGCUCGACGAACAUUGGCGGUAUUACCAGUUGCGGGCCAACUAACACGGCCGCCAUUGUGAAUUGCAUGACUGGCCGCACCUUGGACUAUGCUCCUGGAACGGCAACUGCAUAUUCUAACUAUGGAUACAUCCUUCUCUCAUACGUGAUCGAGCAUAUCUCGGGACAGGUUUACUACGACUAUCUCUACAGCCAUAUUCUGCUACCGGGGUCGUACGAUGUCAGGAAAUACGCCACUGCGUCGACUGCGCAUGUCAAUGACCCUGUCACGCAGGAGAGCAAGUGGACGGGUAUUGGAGCAAUGACCCCGCAGACAUACAAUGAGAUGGCGUUUGUGUUUGGUGGGGAUGGAAUGUGUAAGGAGGCAAAUUUCGGGGCGAUGAGUUUGGCCAGUAGUGCGAGUACUAUUGUGAGGUUUAUCGGGACGCAUGGUACAUUUUCUCAUCUUUCCUUAACGAUAUACCUUCUCUCCCAUCAAGACUCUCCAACUGAUUGAAUCAUAGCGGUCAAUGGUAUCGGCCCACGUCCCUCCUUCCGUGUCAGCCGCGUUCCGAACCCGGUAUCUUCCCACAAAGGUCACACUUCCGGGUCUAUGUCAUUCGCCCAGUCGCGAUGGGAUGGCCUGGAUUUUGUGAUCAUCAUAAAUACUGAG